AUGCUGAUGUUGAAGUUACAUCCCUGGCACCUGCCUAAGUCAACAUCCCCAGACUCCAGAUAUAGGGAAAUGUUCAACAGAAGUCAACUCACCCCAGAAUAUUUUCUGCUGACUGGCCUCCCUGGGCUGGAGGCACAUUACCCUUGGUUUAUCUUCCCAUUCUGCUCUACAUAUCUCGUGGCCCUUGUGGGCAACAGUCUGAUCCUGGUAGUGAUCAAGAAAAGCACCUCUCUGCACCAACCGAUGUACCUGUUUCUUGCUAUGCUGGCCUUUGCAGAGCUUGGUGUUUCUGUUUCUACACUGCCCACUGUGCUGGGCAUCUUCCUUCUUGGUGCCAGUGAGAUCUCCUUUGCAGCCUGCCUUUUACAGAUGUUCUCCAUACAUUCCUUUUCCAUCAUGGAAUCAGGAGUUCUGCUGGCCAUGUCUGUGGACCGCUUUGUGGCCAUCUAUAACCCGCUGCGGUACACUGCUAUCCUGACCGUGCCCCGUAUUGUUGGUACCGGUGCUGCUCUUGGACUGAAGAGUGUGAUACUCAUGUUCCCACUGCCCUUUCUCCUGAAGCGUCUGCCCUUCUGUGGCCACAAGGUCCUCUCCCACUCCUACUGCCUUCACUCAGAUCUAAUCCAGCUGCCCUGUGGGGACACUCGGCCCAACAGCAUUCUGGGACUCUGCAUCGUUACUUCCACUUUUGGUCUGGACUCGCUGCUCAUCGUCAUUUCUUAUGUACUGAUCCUCUACACAGUGCUGGGCAUCACCUCUGGGGAGGGACGGCGGAAGGCCCUCAACACAUGUGUAUCACAUAUCUGUGCGGUUCUCGUGUACUACGUGCCCAUGAUCAGCGUGGCUCUGGUGCACCGCUUCAUGAAGCACGCUGCCCCUGCUGUCGGUCUAUUGCUGGCCAAUGUCUAUCUUCUGGUGCCUCCUGUGCUCAAUCCCAUCAUCUAUAGUGUUAAGACCAAGCAGAUCCGCCAGGGACUAAUCCACCUUUUUGCAUCAAAGGAAAUAAUAAGGGGUCAGUGUCAAUGA
This is a messenger RNA of Pteronotus mesoamericanus, 1026 nucleotides long. Its product is annotated as olfactory receptor 51I2-like. Bases 1 to 1026 code for a protein of 341 amino acids. NCBI's taxonomy places the organism in Eukaryota, Metazoa, Chordata, Mammalia, Chiroptera, Mormoopidae. Gene Ontology annotation, molecular function: G protein-coupled receptor activity; olfactory receptor activity. The record is from RefSeq and is a predicted model, not a curated record. Gene Ontology annotation, cellular component: plasma membrane. Gene Ontology annotation, biological process: G protein-coupled receptor signaling pathway. The transcript has 2 exons.